AUGGGGAGGGCAGAAGCACGUAUAAAAGGCAGGCCAAGUCUCUGCUCUCUCAUCCACUUCUCUUGCUUCCUUCAACUUGGGAACCAGGUGCACCUGCGGCCUCAAGACAUGUCCUGCAACACACAGUGCCGUCCCUGCCAGCCCUGUGGCCCCACCCCGCUGGCCAACAGCUGCAAUGAGCCCUGUGUCAGGCAGUGCCAGGACUCCACCGUUGUCAUUGAGCCUCCUGCUGUGGUGGUGACCCUGCCUGGCCCCAUCCUCAGCUCCUUCCCUCAGAACACCGUGGUGGGAUCCUCCACCUCCGCUGCCGUUGGAAGCAUCCUCAGCUGUGAUGGAGUGCCCAUCAACUCCGGGGGCUUUGACCUCUCCUGCAUCACCAGGCGCUAUGGUGGAAGGAGGGGCCUCCCCUGCUAA
Messenger RNA from Cinclus cinclus, 414 nucleotides. RefSeq names its product feather keratin Cos1-1/Cos1-3/Cos2-1-like. Gene Ontology annotation, molecular function: structural constituent of cytoskeleton. The record is from RefSeq and is a predicted model, not a curated record. NCBI's taxonomy places the organism in Eukaryota, Metazoa, Chordata, Aves, Passeriformes, Cinclidae. Bases 1 to 414 code for a protein of 137 amino acids. Gene Ontology annotation, cellular component: intermediate filament. The transcript is spliced from 3 exons.